Messenger RNA from Chanos chanos (milkfish), 1653 nucleotides. RefSeq names its product cell adhesion molecule 3 (gene cadm3). NCBI's taxonomy places the organism in Eukaryota, Metazoa, Chordata, Actinopteri, Gonorynchiformes, Chanidae. Gene Ontology annotation, biological process: homophilic cell-cell adhesion. The coding region runs from base 1 to 1653 and encodes 550 amino acids. The transcript is spliced from 11 exons. The record is from RefSeq and is a predicted model, not a curated record. Gene Ontology annotation, cellular component: presynaptic membrane.
AUGAGCGCCUUCGACCGCGUGGACAUCCUCCGCUCUGCGGAAGAUGACGUCAUUGUCUUCAUAAAACGAGACGAUGACCCUUACCAACCCAUGACCUCAGACGAGACAGUGCCAGCAGGGGGAACCGUGACCCUGACCUGCAUUGUUGCUGAGAGUGACAACUCCUCCCUCCAGUGGUCGAACACGGCCCAGCAGACGCUGUAUUUUGGAGAGAAGAGAGCUCUGAGAGACAGUCGUAUUCAGCUGCACAAGUCUACGCCCACUGAGCUGUCAAUCACCAUCUCUGACGUGCAGCUGUCUGAUGAGGGAGAGUACACCUGUUCCAUUUUCACCAUGCCUGUCCGCACCGCCCGGGCCACAGUCACUGUGCUGGGUGUGCCCAGUAAGCCUGUGAUCCAGGGCUAUGAGGAUCCAGUACAGGAGGGAGGAAAAGUGACUCUGACCUGUUCCAGCACAGGCAGCAAACCGCCCGCCAGGCUCCGCUGGUUCAGAGGAGAUGAAGAACUACAGAGUCGGCCUGAUGUGGUGGAGUCAAAUCGAGACUCGCCCACCUACAUGGUGACCAGUGAACUAAUACUGACGGUCAGUAAAGAGGACAACGGCGCCACCAUCGCCUGUGCAGUGGAACAUCCCUCUCUGGCCCCUGGAAACAAAAAAACAGAGGAACAGCUCAACGUACUGUUUUCUCCCAGUGUGUGGAUUCGGCCAGAAAAUGAUCUGCCUAGAGAAGGGGAGAAGUUCCAUCUGCAGUGCAUAGGCAAUGGAAAUCCAGAACCUACAUCUUUCGUUUGGGAGAAGAAAGAUGGACCCCUGCCCCCUAUGGCCAGAGUGUACGGUGCUUUCCUGCACUUUGAGAUGCUGAACAAGUCUGACAACGGUGUUUACCUGUGUAGGGCAGACAACGGCAUUGGCACCGAGGCCGGAUCCUACACACUGCUGGUCCAAGAUCAGGGAGAUUCAAACCUCUUGUUCCCCACCUUCGUCUACUCAUCAACCUCCUCUUCCUCUCCCUCUCCCCAUUUCUCUCCAACCUCCUCUCCUUAUCCCUCUCUUCUACCAUCCACCGAGUCGUCAUCAUCUCUCCCUCCCUCACCUACUCCUGUUCUCUUCUCCUCUUCUGUCUCUCCAUCCAUCACUCCCCCCUCAUCUUCUCCAACAUCUCCCCCUGUGUCUACUGCUCCCACCUCCUCUCCACCACCCCCUCCUGAAGUCUCCACUACAUCUCUCUCCAACUUUCUCUUUCCUGAUCUCACUGUUGCUCCUUCGCCCGCUCCCUCCUCCUCCUCCUCCUCCUCCUCCUCCUCUCCUCCUCCUUCCUCCUCUCCUGUCCCCUCUUUCACUCCAUCUUUGGUUCCCAUCCGGCUGAAUGGAGUGUACAGUUUCACAGAAGCCGCAGACAACACUGCAGACCCCACGGCAAUGCCCACCUCCUCAGGAGUAGACCACGCUGUGAUUGGUGGAGUGGUGGCUGUCAUCGUCUUCAUCAUGCUCUGCCUCCUCAUCGUCCUCGGCAGAUAUCUCAUCAGACACAAAGGGACGUAUCUGACUCACGAGGCCAAAGGCUCAGAUGAUGCUCCUGAUGCGGACACUGCCAUCAUUAACGCAGAGGGAGGUCACUCUGGAGCGGAGGACAAGAAGGAGUACUUCAUCUAA